Molecule: messenger RNA, 963 nt
Organism: Pisolithus orientalis
Lineage: Eukaryota; Fungi; Basidiomycota; Agaricomycetes; Boletales; Pisolithaceae
Exons: 8
Coding region: 1-963 (320 amino acids)
Source: RefSeq, a predicted model, not a curated record
AUGCUGCUCGUUUUCUGUGACGGUACCGGUGCAGAUGGAACUCUCACAGGUACUGAAGUACAUGCACCACGCCAGUUUGCUACCAACGUUCUGCGCCUUUGUAAUGGUGAUAAGCCGAAGCGUCAAAUAGUCCUUUACUUGAGCGGGGUCGGCUCUGAAUCCGAUUUUAAUGGUAACUUCGCAGGCACAGCUCUGCUUCUUCAUGCAUAUGCAUUCAUCGCCCAGAAUUUUGAAGUGGGGGAUGAGAUAUGUAUCUUCGGAUGUGUGGGUGUAUGGGACACCGUUGAUGCUGUCUAUAAAUUUCCCCUUACUCCCAUCAAGGAUACACUCGGCAUAACAGAUUUCAGUCUUCCUGCCAGCAUCGAAAAUCGAGACCGUUUCUCGCCCACCCUUUGGGAGAUGCCGAAGGGCGGCUGGCGCGACAACCAAGUGUGGUUUCCCGGUUCCCAUUGUGAUGUUGGUGGAGGUUAUGAGAAGCAUGACCUCUCUGACUUGGCAUUGUUCUGGAUGGUGGACUGGCUCGUGACUAGGGAGAAAUCAAGUCCUUCAUCAACAUCGAUACCUCAGUUUAUUGAGAAGAUUGCGCAGCCUCAGCCUGAUCCGUGGGGAGCAGCGCAACCUGGACAAUGGAUAUGUGGAGUUGGUUGGCGACUUGAAGCGAUUCAUUCAACCUUCAGACACGCUUGCAAGGUGGUGCGAUCAAGCCAGGCAUGGUGUUCCACGAGAGCAUCCUUUAUGCCCCCACGACGGCUUACGAGGCCGCAAUACAUGCUCACCCUCGAUACGCUCAAGCAAGCAUUUGGAACUUCUUGGAAGCCGACCAUUGCACCCCUCAACGAGUUUGAACAAUACUGUAAGGAUAAGUGGGGGAAACAGUCCAAACGCAAGGCUAACCGCAAUGUGCAUAUCACUGUCUUCUUUCGUGCGCUAUUUACGGAAUGUGUUGAUUUUUUGUGCUUAUAG